AAUGGCUCCUACCUAAGAGUUCAAACCUCUAACCCAUUUCUUAAGACCAUAAUAUGUUUACUUGUCUUUGGCAAGUUUAGUGUUUAUUCAUGUGUUGACACUAAUUACAGAGGUUCCUGCAGGUGUUUAAUUAGUUGUUUAAUCUUUGGCUUGUCUCUAUAUUGGAUCAAUGGCAACAUCCAAAAUAAAAUUAAAUAAAUGUAUGGAUUAAGAUAUAAAAUAGAAAAUAAUAAAUUAGAAAAGGAAGAGAAAUAAUAAGAAGAUAAAAUGACAUAAAAAGAUGCUUUAUAAUUUCCAAUCUAUUUAUCUGCAUAUUUAUUUGGACUCUAUCUUUUAUUAAAAUAUUUAGAUGAAGCAAUUCUUAAGACAGCAAUAACUUUAUUUUUUUCUGCAGUAGGAGUAAUGAAAUUAAAUAAAUAUUAAAGGUCUUAUGUUUAAUGGGAAUAAUAGAAGAUGCUAUUGAAAGAUUAUUCCCUAUUGAAUAUUCAACUAAAAUAGUAAUAGAUAAAAAGAUCAACUUAAAUCUUAUAUUGACAAGCAAAGAUAUAGAUAUUAAAUUAACUAAAUUGAACUUCAUAUCAUUGCUUAUUUCAAUGCUUCCCUUGGGUAUUUAUUUAGGAUCUAAGAAUUGGAUUUGUAACAAUUUGUUUGGUAUUGCAUUUACAGUUUCAGGAGUUGCAAAUUUUACAGUAAUUCCAAAUUUCAAAGUAUAUUUAAUUUAUUAUUAAGAUUGCAUAUUUAAUGCUUUGGGGACUCUUUUUUUAUGAUAUUUUCUGGGUUUAUGGAACUGAUGUGAUGGUUACAGUUGCAAAAUCUAUUGAUGCUCCAAUUAAAUUAUAAUUUCCAUUUACUGCCUUAGAUGAUGAUGGAAAUCCAUUUACAAAAUACAGUAUUUUAGGUUUAGGUGAUAUUGUUGUACCUGGUAUUUUUGUUGGAAUGUGUCUUAAAUAUGAUGUUGAUAGACAAAUUGAAAAAGUAAAAAAGAUUUCAGAAAUCAAUAUUACUUAUUUUUCAUGGUGUUUUGUAGGUUAUGCUAUAGGUAUUGUAACUACUUUGGCUGUUAUGAUUUUAUCAGGUCAUGCUUAACCAGCAUUAUUGUUUUUAGUUCCAGGAUGCACAUUAAGUGUUUUAAUUAAGGCUUAUCUUGAUAAAUCUCUUCCUCAAUUUUGGGCUUAUGAGGCAGAACCAGAGAAGCCAGAUGUUCAAACAUCAUCUAAUACAGAACCUAUUAAAAAUAAAUGAU
Molecule: messenger RNA, 1243 nt
Organism: Paramecium pentaurelia
Lineage: Eukaryota; Ciliophora; Oligohymenophorea; Peniculida; Parameciidae
Source: the annotation of a GenBank genome assembly